UUAAGCUUCCCUUGCACUAGUUUUUUUUUUCAUUUCCUACAGACAAGGCAAAAACCUAAACCCUAACGACGUCUGAAUCUCCUCCAGCAUGGUGUGCAUAAGGAAGGCGACCAUAGACGACUUGUUGGCGAUGCAAGCAUGCAACUUGCUAUGCUUGCCCGAAAAUUACCAGAUGAAAUAUUACUUUUACCACAUCCUCUCUUGGCCGCAUCUCCUCUAUGUCGCUGAAGAUUACAACGGCCGAAUUGUCGGUUACGUUUUGGCCAAAAUGGAAGAAGAAUCGAACGAGUGUCAUGGUCAUAUCACUUCUCUCGCUGUCCUUCGUACUCACCGUAAGCUUGGCCUCGCUACCAAGCUCAUGAACGCCGCCCAAACCGCCAUGGAACAGGUAUUUGGAGCAGAGUAUGUGUCUCUGCAUGUGAGGAAGAGUAAUCGCGCAGCUUUCAAUCUGUAUACAGAAACAUUAGGCUAUAAGAUUCAUGAUGUGGAAGCAAAGUAUUAUGCAGAUGGGGAGGAUGCAUAUGAUAUGAGGAAGCAGCUGAAGGGAAAGCAGAGUCAUCAUCAUGGUCACCACCACCACCACCACCACCAUCACCAUGGUGGUGGGUGUUGUUCAGGUGGUGCCAGGCCCAUGGAAGCUCGACCAGAAUUGAAAUCAGAGGCAAAAGCUGGCACCAAGGCAGAAUCAAAAACGGGUUGACGGUGAAUGGUUGACUAGUUGGAGAAGUAUCGUAGAUGCCGAUUCCGUAGAGGAUUGAUUGCUGCAGAAAGCUUGCAUUUGGAUAUGGCUUCUGUUAUUUGAGGAGCUGCAAUAAGGUAGCUGUGCUAGGUGGAAGCUCCACCUCAACUCAAGGCCGCCAAAUGCCAGAGAAAACAAAGUUAAAUGGUUUUUUUCUUUUUUCUUUUUUCUUUUUCUAAGGUAAAUGAAGUUAAAUGUCAUUGUGUAGCAAGAAAUGGAUUCAACUAAAGACAAAGGCUCCUGUGACUCGUGAGGGUAUGGAUGCUCUUCUAGAGUUUGAAACGCGUCUCAAUGUGGUAGCGUUGAGUGAUAGGGUUGCUGUGACACUAAAGUAAUGUGGUUAUUAGUAGAAGUUAAUGUGCAGCUUCUGCUGUUCAAAGGUGGCUACUGUACCAGUGUAGUUGAGCUAGGUUGAAACUUGAGAUUAAACUCCAAAUACAAGAACACGAAGUGAAAGAUGCCCUACUAUUUCUGAUA
Molecule: messenger RNA, 1216 nt
Organism: Populus trichocarpa (black cottonwood)
Lineage: Eukaryota; Viridiplantae; Streptophyta; Magnoliopsida; Malpighiales; Salicaceae
Product: N-terminal acetyltransferase A complex catalytic subunit NAA10
Exons: 3
Coding region: 89-700 (203 amino acids)
Biological process (GO): N-terminal peptidyl-glutamic acid acetylation
Cellular component (GO): NatA complex
Molecular function (GO): protein-N-terminal-glutamate acetyltransferase activity; protein N-terminal-serine acetyltransferase activity
Source: RefSeq, a predicted model, not a curated record